Chara braunii is the source of this 835-nucleotide messenger RNA. The record is from the annotation of a GenBank genome assembly. Lineage: Eukaryota; Viridiplantae; Streptophyta; Charophyceae; Charales; Characeae.
UAGGAGGGGAGACGGUGGUCUGCGGAGGCGCAGACGGUAUUGCGACAGAGGGCCGAGUACACUCUGUCGGGUCUUGCGAUACCUCAACUCCAAUAGCGAGAGGGGCAAACCACGACGGAGAUGUCCGGAAGCCAACUACUGAGGAGGGCGCAGGUGUACACUGCACCGUGGCUCAGAGGCGAUGUGGGGAUGCGAGGCGCCGGAGGGGGACUGAGCACGACGCUAGCGGGAAAGGUCAGCGUAGUGGCGGUCGAGGGCACCGGUGUAAGGGCACCGCGAGGAGGUACGACCUUCCUGGCGGCAUCGCAAUUACCCACGCCGGCCCAAAAUGGACGCGCGCUCCUCGGCGAAAAGGACACCGCGAGGAGGGACAAAGCCCUGAGGGAGGUCUCGCUGAGGGACCUCGGGGGGCGACGCGCCAGCGUGACCAGAGCGGCUGCGUACCCGGGAGAGGGUGGAGAGGAUGAGCUGGAGGCGCUCGGCCAUAGGGAGAGUAGAGUCCUCUUGGUGGUAGUGGACGACCUCGCUGAGGUCGAGGUCGUCGCUAUGGUCACCCUUAGGCGACAGCGGGGUAACAGCGUCCUGCUCACCAUACUCAAGCGCGCUGAAGUGGCGCGAGAAGUGGCGGCCCUGCUACGUGGAACGGCGGGGGCGGCCACAGAAAGGGGAGCAGCGCUGGGGAGUGUCGUGAGAGGAGGAGGGGGCGUAGCCAAUACGCUGAGGCUAGGAGGAGGAAGCCGGGUGAAGACGGUGUCGGUGUGAAUACCCUUACAAGGGUAUCCGCCCUGGGUUCUACAAACGACAGAAAAUAGGUUCCGUUUAAAGUUUAAAUAUU